AUGGCCAACAACAGCGCCAGCGGGUUGGCCAAAACCUCGCCCAUCCUCAUUGUCGGCGCUGGUGUAUUCGGCUUGAGUACCGCCAUCCACGCAGCGCGCCGGGGAUACACCAAUAUCACAGUGUUCGACCGUCAAUCGUAUGAACAAUCCAAUUAUGAUUUUGACAAGGGUUGCGAUGCUGCUUCAGCAGAUAUCAACAAAAUCGUACGUACUGCCUACGGAGACGAGGUAGAUCAUCAAGAAAUGUGUACCGAGGCUAUUAAACAGUGGCGAGAAUGGGAUCAAGAGGCGGCGUCCGGGAAAGACCUCCCCCCGGGCAUGACGACGGAAGACAGAGUCUUCGUCAACAACGGCAGCUUGUCUCUAAGCGCCACUAAGCGCUUGGAUAAGUAUGAGGUCGAUUCUAUUCACGGCAUGAGAGCUGCCGGGCUCGGGAAGUCGGCUCUCGUGACGACGGAUGAGAAGGACCAAGCCGAGGCCAACAAACGAGGUUUCGCAUAUGCCAUCGAUCCAUUCCGGCGCAAGGAAAAAGGGCUACCGUAUAUCGGCUUGCUUGACACCACAGGCGGCUAUGCGGUAGCUGAUAACGCGUGCCGGGUGGCUCUUCACAAAGCCAAGAGACUGGGUGUGAGGUUUAUUCUUGGAGAGAGCAGGGGUGCAUUGAAGGAGUUGGUCUAUCGCGACCAAUUCAGGACUGACGUGACUGGAAUCGUUACGGAAGACGGCUCAGUCUAUAGCGGCUCACUCGUGCUCCUUGCUUGCGGUGGGUGGACGCCUGCAUUGGUGCCUCAGCUCGAUGGGAUUACCGAGGCCACGGCCGGGUCUGUGGCCCUCGUGAAGAUCCCUCUUACUUCCCGCUUGAGGGAGAAGUACUCUCCGAAGAACUUCCCAACUUUCCAGUUCAAGAUGUACGGUGGCAGAAACGGAGGACUCUAUGGGUUCGCGUGUGACAAUCGCGGCGUUUUGAAGAUAGGUUACCGAGGCACCAGAUACACCAACCCCUUAGUCCAGCCGGACGGUAAGGAAAGGAGCAUUCCCAUAACCCGUUGGACACUACCAAACCGCACUGAUAAGAUCGCUGCCCACGCCCUAGCUGUGAUCAACCAGUUCAUUGACGAAGAAAUGCCCGACGUCCGGGCCGAAGGCCUUGGUAUAACACGCACUCGGCUAUGCUGGUAUACAGACACCUUUGACGACCACUACAUUAUCGAUUACGUGCCGGGGAGCACGAGUCUGAUGGUGGCAACAGGAUGUAGUGGGCACGCUUUCAAGUUUCUUCCCAACAUCGGGAAACACGUAGUCGACAUCUGGGAGAGGUCAGGGACGGACCAACUGCCCAAGUCGAGAUGGCUGUGGAGGCAGCUGCGUGAGGGUCAGAAGCCAGACAACAUCAUCAUGCAAGGGAGCGCAGGACCAAACACUUUGUCGAAAGCGAAUCUGGUACUUGCGGGACAGGAGGCACCCCAUGCCAAGCUGUGA
Messenger RNA from Clonostachys solani, 1479 nucleotides. Lineage: Eukaryota; Fungi; Ascomycota; Sordariomycetes; Hypocreales; Bionectriaceae. The record is from the annotation of a GenBank genome assembly.